Molecule: messenger RNA, 662 nt
Organism: Myotis myotis
Lineage: Eukaryota; Metazoa; Chordata; Mammalia; Chiroptera; Vespertilionidae
Gene: LAGE3
Product: L antigen family member 3
Exons: 3
Coding region: 50-463 (137 amino acids)
Cellular component (GO): EKC/KEOPS complex
Source: RefSeq, a predicted model, not a curated record
GGGUUAGAGCCACGCUCCAGGGGCGGGAUCGAAGGCGGAGCAAGGCGACAUGCAGGCCACAGCUCCAAGCCUCACCCGUGCCCAGGUCCGGGAAGGUGCGGGCGCCGCGGGCGAUACAACCAGCGCAGAUCCACGUGUUGCUCGAGCACAGCAUGCCUCAGGGCGCGGGGAAGACGCCGCACUCACGGCCGGAAGGCCGGGAAAUCGACUUCAUACGUUCGCCCUCAAUGUGCCUUUCCCGUCGCCCUUGGAGGCAGAUAUCGCCCGUGGAUCCCUGGACCCCGAUGUGGAACCUCACCGAGAAGUGGUUCGGAAGGAAUUCACAGUGAAUGGCAGCGUUCUAGCGGUCCACUGGAGAGCUGAAGAUUCUCGUCUCCUCCGAACUUCCAUCAUCAACUUUCUUGACCAGCUUUCCCUAGUGAUGCGGACCAUGCAGCGCUUCGGGCCCCCUGUUCCCCGCUGAGCCUGGGCUAGGAAAAGGGGGCUGAAGUCCAACCUUGUAUCCGGUCCUUCCUACGGCAGUGAUUCCUGCAGUAGUUGCCACUUUAUUACAAGGCCCUCAUCUUUAGCCUGUACUGGCCCUUGGACACUUGUGGUCCACUUGUUUCGUUUGGUGCUUAAGUGUUUGUCACUACAGCAAAUAAAACUGAGCUUCUAUUCCA